AUGGCGGCUAACAUGUACCGAGUUGGAGAUUACGUGUACUUUGAAAACUCUUCCAGUAACCCAUACCUGAUCCGGAGAAUAGAGGAGCUCAACAAGACUGCCAAUGGCAACGUGGAAGCCAAAGUGGUGUGUCUGUUCAGGAGGAGGGACAUCUCAGGAAAUCUCAACACGCUGGCCGAUAGCAAUGCAAGGGAGUUCGAGGAAGAGUCAAAGCAGCCUGUUCUCGCAGAACCACAGAAACAUCAGCUCAAGCACAGAGAACUUUUCCUAUCCCGACAGUUUGAGUCUUUACCUGCAACACACAUACGGGGCAAAUGUAACGUGACACUCCUCAAUGAGACGGACAUGCUGACCGGGUACCUGGACAAAGAGGACUGCUUCUUCUACUCGCUGGUGUUUGAUCCUGUCCAGAAGACACUGCUCGCAGACCAAGGGGAGAUCAGAGUGGGCUCUAAAUACCAGGCAGAAAUCCCAGACAUGCUGGCGGAGGAUGAAUCGGACACCAGAGUGCAGGAGAAACUGGAAACGAAGGUGUGGGACCCCGACAACCUGCUGAAAGAUUCACAGAUCGACCAGUUUCUGGUCGUGGCAAGGGCUGUGGGCACCUUUGCCAGAGCGCUGGACUGCAGCAGCUCCAUCCGACAGCCCAGUCUGCACAUGAGUGCAGCCGCCGCCUCCAGAGACAUCACGCUGUUCCAUGCUAUGGACACCCUUCAAAAGAACAGCUAUGACCUGGCCAAAGCCAUGUCCACACUGGUGCCUCAGGGCGGCCCAGUGCUCUGUCGAGAUGAAAUGGAGGAGUGGAGCGCAUCUGAGGCCAUGCUGUUCGAAGAAGCCCUGGAGAAAUAUGGAAAAGACUUCAAUGACAUCCGCCAAGACUUUCUGCCGUGGAAGUCUCUGGCUAGUGUGGUGCAGUUCUACUACAUGUGGAAAACUACAGACCGCUACAUUCAGCAGAAACGUCUAAAAGCAGCAGAAGCCGACAGCAAGUUGAAGCAGGUGUACAUCCCCACCUACACCAAACCUAACCCCAACCAGAUUAUGGCACCAGGAAGCAAACCAGGAAUGAACGGAUCUGCUGGAUUUCAGAAAGGCCUCAGUUGUGAGAGCUGCCACACGGCUCAGUCUCCUCAGUGGUACGCUUGGGGCCCUCCCAACAUGCAGUGCAGGCUUUGUGCCGCGUGUUGGAUUUACUGGAAGAAGUACGGAGGCCUGAAGACACCCACACAACUGGAGGGAGCAGCCCGCGGAGGCUCUGAGUCUGGUCCUCGAGGUCACAUGACUCGCCAGGAGGUGCAGGGCAUGUCCCCGUUCACUAGAAACGAAGGGAGAGCCAAACUUCUCGCCAAGAACCGUCAGACCUUCAUCCUUCAGACGACCAAACUGACGCGUGUGGCUCGACGAGUGUGUGAGGACAUCCUACAGCCGCGGAGAGCUGCACGCCGACCGUACGCCUCCAUCAACGCCAACGCCGUCAAGGCUGAGUGUAUGACCAGGCUGCCAAAAGCCACAAAGACCCCGAUCAAGACUAAAAUCAUCCCUCGACCGUCACUGGCAACCAUCGUCAAAGACUUGGCCAUCUCUGCUCCUCUAAAACUCAAGGCUUCCAGGGGACCACCGACCCCCAUUAACAGAAACCAAGCCACACAGCCGCGUGUGGGGCAAGGCCUGCUGGGAAAGAGAGGCUUUGACAGUGUGACCGGAGUUCCUUACCCAGCCAAUGGAAGGCCAUAUUCUUCAGGGCUAAGGACAGGUUCUCAAUCUGUCAUCAAGCGACCGAAAAUGAACCAAGGAGAGGCUCCCAACCCUGUGGUGUUUGUGGCCACCAAGGAUACCAGAGCGCUACGGAAACACUUGACACAGUCUGAGAUGCGGCGAGCAGCGAGGAAGCCUCACCUCCCAGUCAGGAUAAAGUUGCCCCCACCGCCCCGCUCCCUGGCCAUGCCCCUGCUACCCUCCAGCACCAGCGAGCCCAUUGUCCUGGAGGACUGA
Knipowitschia caucasica is the source of this 1992-nucleotide messenger RNA. The record is from the annotation of a GenBank genome assembly. NCBI's taxonomy places the organism in Eukaryota, Metazoa, Chordata, Actinopteri, Gobiiformes, Gobiidae.